ACAGUUAUCGCCGGAUCGUAGGCAGUACUCAUGGCAGUAAAUUGAUUUUUCGUGUUUUGGCCAAUAAAUCCCUAUCGGUUUGUGUUAUAUCGAUUAAUUGAUUUUUUGUGCUCAUUAUACGGUGUCGUUUCGCGAUUCGAGUGCGCUGAUCCGAGGCGCAGAUGGGUAUUACAAUAUAAUAGUGUAUAAUAAGUCUUUAUGAGAAAACCACCGAGUCGUCUGACGAUAUUAUAUAUUAUUAUAUGCGAAUUUUCCGUUUGUGAUUCGAAAGGCGACCACUUACUAUACCUUGGUAACCUGCGGCUGUGACAUUUUCGACAAGAUGUUGUCAUCACUAGGCCGCGUCCAGUUUUAUCUCCUUUGCUUGCAGGUAUCGCACUACUACGUGUCAUCGACUCAAGUGAACUCGUUCGACAAUUUAUUUCAUGGUAAAACAGGAAACUACGAAUCUAUGAUGGACUCUUCUCGCGUCAGCGUAAACGAAUCUGUGACGUUUUGGUUGUAUACGAAACAGCGCUCCAAGAACAGUCGAAGGCUGGUGCCUGACGACCCGAAAUCUUUGGAGUCAUCGGGCUUUGACGGUGGUAAACCGACCAAAAUCUUGAUUCACGGUUGGUUGGGUGACAGUGAAGACGAGCAAAGCGUCUGUUUGGCUUUGAAGACGGAAUAUUUCGCGUUGUACGAUUACAAUGUGGUGUGCGUGGACUGGAGCGUGCUUGCAGUGGAUUUUCCGUACUUUACUGCUCGGAUGCGGUGCAAAGAAAUCGGAAACUAUGUAGGUGAAAUGAUAAUGACGAUGACGGAAAACACGCCUCAGACCAAUGACGAUGUACACAUAAUCGGUUUUAGCAUGGGCGCCCACAUCGCCGGUUAUGCCGGCAAACGACUUGAGGGAAACGUGCACAGAAUCACUGGCUUGGAUCCCGCUAAGCCGAUGUUCUCCAGCAAACGGUCCGCCGAGAGACUCGACCGAACCGAUGCGCAAUUUGUGGAUGUAGUGCACACGACAAGUUUGGUGUUGGGGCAGCACAAGCCGAUAGGAAUUAUCGAUUUCUAUCCGAAUGGUGGAAAUACGAAACAACCGGGCUGCGGAUACGAUUACGUGUACGGUGAGGUGUGUAGUCAUUUUAAAGCCUACGAGUUUUACGCACGGUCCAUCCGGUCCAAAGACGAAUUCAAAUCGAUCAAAUGUGACAAAUGGAAAGAUUACGAGCAGUCCAAAUGCGAAGAUCCCGAGAAUUACACGUACUUGGGCGAAUCCGCAAAUUCAAGUCUUUCGGGCAAUUAUUAUUUGUCGGUUCUUUGAGCUGUGUCGAUGAUCGUGUAUCGAUAUAUCAUACAAAAAUUGUCCAACAUUUUUUUUUUUUAAAUUGGAUGUGUUUAUAUAUAUUAACUAAUAAUUAUAUUAUAAAUAUAUACAUAAUCGCUUUAUCAGUUUAACCAUAUUUAACGUUUUAAUUAAUACCUGUGUCCAAUAGGUUUGAUUUUAUAUAAUCAUUUAGGAUUAUAUUAUUAUAAUAUUGCUAAUGCAAUCUAAACGAACAUAUCAUAUUAUAUUCAUAUAUUAUACAAAUAAAUAAUAAUUAUUAUAUUUGUAUACAUAUUUUCAAGAAGUGCAUAUUAUACUCAACAAACAGUGAUGUGUUAUUAAAAAAUAUAUACAUCUA
This is a messenger RNA of Metopolophium dirhodum (rose-grain aphid), 1667 nucleotides long. Its product is annotated as pancreatic lipase-related protein 2-like. Gene Ontology annotation, molecular function: lipase activity. Bases 323 to 1306 code for a protein of 327 amino acids. The record is from RefSeq and is a predicted model, not a curated record. Gene Ontology annotation, biological process: lipid metabolic process. The transcript is spliced from 7 exons. NCBI's taxonomy places the organism in Eukaryota, Metazoa, Arthropoda, Insecta, Hemiptera, Aphididae.